Messenger RNA from Aspergillus oryzae RIB40, 759 nucleotides. RefSeq lists its product as uncharacterized. The transcript has a single exon. The record is from RefSeq and is a predicted model, not a curated record. NCBI's taxonomy places the organism in Eukaryota, Fungi, Ascomycota, Eurotiomycetes, Eurotiales, Aspergillaceae. Bases 1 to 759 code for a protein of 252 amino acids.
AUGUCUCCCCGAAUCUGGACGGCUCCGAUGACGUUUCAUCACCUGCGUCAGCUGCAUAUCUCCUGCAUCGAACACGAACCCGGGUUGUGCGUGCUUCCGGCGCUUCCCGUUCUGGAAACGCUGGCGUUGAAUUUUUGUUGCUACUGCUUGGAAUGCCCUCGGCAGGGGCAGGGCCCCUGUGCCCUGCUGCAGUUCCAGCGACUGCCGCAGCUCCGCUCUCUGUCGAUCGCGGGCGCGCAGCGGAAGAGCAUUAGCUGGUGCGGACGAGCUGUCCGACUCCGGAAACUCGAGAUUGAGUUUUCCAGCGGCCUGGACCUCCAUCAGAUCCUGGCCUCCCUGGGGUGGGAUCUGGAGGAGCUCCACCUGUUGGACUGCGAGUUCGUGGCGGAGGUGCCGCGGCCCGUCGUCGCGUUUCCUGCUCUGCGGCGGGUGCAGUUGCUGGAAUCCAUCUCGGGCCUGGCUGCGUUCGGCUCCGCCGAGGUCCCAUCGUCCGCCGAAUUCACUCUACGGAUUAGCCAUAAUGACCUAGACGGCCUGGCGGACUGGUCACUCGUCUGGAGGCUUCUGCAGCGGUGCUCGGUGCUGCUCAGCCUCCCUCGCUCGGGGAUUCAUCAAUGGCCGCCGGCCUCCACUUCGCGCCUAUCCCAGGUCAUGUCCCUGCCCCAGGUCCGCGUUGAAGGCCCGCCGUGGUCGGCUGACAUCACCAAGGGAAGACAGGACAUUCCGUCCGGCAGGCGAGAAAUACAACACCAUGGAUAA